Molecule: messenger RNA, 1984 nt
Organism: Phragmites australis (common reed)
Lineage: Eukaryota; Viridiplantae; Streptophyta; Magnoliopsida; Poales; Poaceae
Product: cysteine-rich receptor-like protein kinase 44
Exons: 6
Coding region: 87-1460 (457 amino acids)
Biological process (GO): protein phosphorylation
Molecular function (GO): protein kinase activity; ATP binding
Source: RefSeq, a predicted model, not a curated record
UUUACUUGGCCGAGAAGGGCAGAUUGACAGUACUCCAUAUAUUCCUUGUCAUUGGUCAGGACAGUCAGAUCAGAUCAGGAGUAUGUAUGAAGGUUCAUGGCCGCCCAGGCUGUCAUCCUGCUCCUGUUCCCGUCGCUCCUCUCCGCCCAGACAGACGCUCCGGAUGCCUCCGCCGCCCGUUUGCCGCCGCCAUCGACGAUGACCACGACGAAAACACCUGGGAUUGUAGUAGUUGCUUGCGUUGCGAGCGCUCUGAUCGUGGCAGCGGCGGCGGCGGUAUACCUAACCUGCUGGAUCAGACGUCGACGACGGGUCGAAUCUCAAAGUACGUACGUGCGUACGUGCAUGGGUGUGAAACGGUGCCAGCGGCGGCAGGAAUUAAUAAGUAUGAACGAUCGUCUUUUUUAUCAUCACCAGGGUUGCCAGUUGAUGUACAUACUAUCAGAGAGGCGACAUGCAACCCGAGGAACAAGUUGGGCGGUGGGGCAUUUGGAUCAGUCUAUAAGAUGGAGCUCCCUGAUGGAAGAUGCAUGGCCGUUAAGAAGGUCAAGACGCGAAAGCCUAGGCGAGGGCGACUGGUGGACGACGCCGGCGAGGGCGGGGCCCGGCUGCAGCUGGAGAACGAGGGCAACGUGCUCGUCCGCGUGCAACACCCCAACCUCGUCAAGUUCGUGGAAUGCUGCAAGGACGGCGACGACUGCUUCGUCAUCACCGAGUUCGUGCCUAACGGAAGCCUCGACAAGUACUUCCAUGGUGAAGAUAGAGACCGUGAAGAGCUACCAUGGCCGCCACGUUACAAGAUAAUACAAGGGACAUGCAACGGCUUGCUCUACCUCCAUCAGCAGGGGAUCCUGCACCGGGAUCUCAAGAUGGAGAACAUCUUGCUGGACAGCGACAUGAACCCCAAGAUUACGGACUUCGGCAUCUCCAAGGUCAUCGAUCAGCGCAGGACUCAUAUAACCAUGGAUUUCGCAAUAGGAACCAAGGGGUACAUGGCACCUGAGUAUGCAGUCAGGCAGUACUCGCCAACAUCCGACGUAUACAGCUUCGGUGUUCUUCUCCUAGAGAUCGUCACCGGCCGGACAAGCUACCACACCGCCGGCGGCGACCCCACCGCUCUCGACUUCCUCCGCGAGGUCUGGCGGGACUUCUCCGACGGGUGCCACGGAAAGAGCGGCUUCGCCGACGGAGUACGCAACAUAACCCAGCGGCAGCUCUUGACGGAACCGGGCCUUGACAUCGAGCAGGUGGGCAGGUGCGUGCGCGUCGGGUUCCUGUGCGGCCAGGACAACCGGCGCCACCGGCCGGGCAUGAAGCGGGUGAACCAGAUGAUCGCCGGCGACUGCGGCGACGUCGAGCUCCCGCCGCCUGGACAGUCCUGGAUGGGUACGCUACGCACUCCAUCUGUUAUCCGAAUCUGUCACGUGGUAUCUCAUCGUCACCAGCCGCGAUGUACGUAACUGCACUCCUUUGCUCGAUUUUCAGUGGAAGCUAGUCGUGUGGGUGGCGAAGCUUCAUGGCUCCUGAAUCCGUACUAGGGUCAGUAGCGGGUCGGCAGGCUUGCAUCUGUACUCUGCCAUUCACCGGCGCAAGAAAAAUGAGCCGGCCGGCAUUGGUGCGGACGCCUGCUUUAAUUCUUACAAUAUUAAGCUUCACCAGUGUAUCUGUACUGCUGUAACAAUGUUCAGGAUCUGUAUUGCUAUCGUCAAGUAACGCGCAUGUAUAAAAGUAACAGAUUUUUGUUUGGAAAAUUACGAUAGAGUUGCAUCGCCCAGGUAGCAAAUUUGAAUGUCAUAGCACCAUCACAACUUUGGUUCAGAGAAACUAACAUGGCGUCAGCUGCAGCAAGUACAACACUAACACUACAGGCUAGUGACUGCCUGACUGCAGUCCAUGAUCCAUUGAAGGUCAGUAACGCGGCCAUUGUUACACAAACAGUAUAAUCCAAUUAAAGGAACUACUUGCAUGAUUUUCUUUUUUCUAA